AUGGACCCAGAAGUAUUCUUGUCUGAGUCCGAUCAUUUUAUUGUGUCCCUAAAGACACGUUCAUCGUUUUCAUUGCUUCCAGUCAACGUCAAUAUGUCUUUUAACUCUUUUCAUAAAUUGGCUGAGGCUCGAUCUGUGUAUUUCAUUCUAUGUUUGAACAAUCUUUCGUUCUUUCUUAUAUAUAAUGUUCUUUCUUUUAAAAAUGUUUCCUAUUUUCACGCCUAUUUCUUCUUCGCUUUCACAAUAUUUCUUUCUUUCAUUUCCACGAUUCUUUUCUUUGAUGUUUGUUACUUUAUACCCUUAAUUUAUUUUUCCGUUUCUUUCUUUCUUUCUUUCUUAUACGUUUUAACAAUAUUUCUUUCGUUCCUUUCCAAUAUUCCUUUUCUUUCUUUCUUUCUUUCUUUCUUUCUUUCUAUUUUCCUUUCUUGUUCUCUAUUUUUCCUUAAUUUUCUUUCUUUCUUUUUCUUUCUCUCUCUUUUUCUUUCUGGUUCUCUAUUUUUCCUUAAUUUUCUUUCUUUCUUUCUUUCUUUCUUUCUUUCUUUCUUUCUUUCUUUCUUUCUUAUAUAUGCUUUAACAAUUUAUUUAUUUAUAUUUUCUUUUUCUUUCUUUCUUUUUCUCUGUUUUUCUUUCUUUUUAUUUAUUUCUUUAUUUUUCUUUAUUUCUUUCUUUCCUUCUUUCUUAUACGUUUUAACAAUAUUUCUUUCUUUCGUUCCCAGCAUUCCUUUUUUUCUUUCUUUCUUUCUUUCUUUCUUUCUUUCUUUCUUUCUUUCUUUCUUUCUUUCUUUCUUUCCCAGCAUUCCUUUUCUUUCUUUCUUUCUUUCUUUCUUUCUUUCUUUCUUUCUUUCUUUCCCAGCAUUCCUUUUCUUUCUUUCUUUCUUUCUUUCUUUCUUUCUUUCUUUCUUUCUUUCUUUCUUUCUUAUAUAUGCUUUAACAAUUUAUUUAUUUAUAUUUUCUUUUUCUUUCUUUCUUUUUCUCUAUUUUUCUUUCUUUUUAUUUAUUUCUUUAUUUUUCUUUAUUUUUCUUUCUUUCUUUCCUUCCUUCUUUCUUUCCUUCUUUCUUAUACGUGUGUGUCUUUUAAAAAUAUUACCGUUUUUUUCGUACGUCUGGUUUUCUAGUUUAACAAUAUUUCUUUUUUUCGUUUCCCAGCAUUUUUUUUUUCUUUCUUUCUUUCUUUCUUUCUUUCUUUCUUUCUUUUCUUUCGUUCCUUUCAUUCCUUUUCUUUUCUUUCUUUCUUUCUUUCUUUUCUUUCUUUUUUUCUUUCUUUCUUUCUUUCUUUCUUUCCCAGCAUUCCUUUUCUUUCUUUCUUUUCUUUCUUUCUUUCUUUCUUUCUUUUUUUCUUAUAUAUGCGUGCCUUUAAAAAAUAUAACAGUUUUUUUUAUUACGUCUGGUUUUCUUCAGUUUAACAAUUUAUUUAUUUAUAUUUUUUUUUUCUUUCUUUCUUUUCUCUGUUUUUCUUUCUUUUUAUUUAUUUCUUUUUUUUUUUUCUUUCUUUCUUUCUUUCCUUCUUUCUUAUACGUCAUUCCUUUUUCUUUCUUUCUUUCUUUCUUUCUUUCUUUCUUUCUUUCUUUCGUUCCCAGCAUUCCUUUUCUUUCUUUCUUUCUUUCUUUCUUUCUUUCUUUCUUUCUUUCUUUCUUUCUUUCUUUCCCAGCAUUCCUUUUCUUUCUUUCUUUCUUUCUUUCUUUCUUUCUUUCUUUCUUUCUUUCUUUCUUUCGUUCCCAGCUUUCCUUUUCUUUGUUUGCUUGUUUGCUUCUUUCAGCAUUUAAUGUAUUCUUUCUUUCCUUCUUUAUUUUCCUAGUUUCUUUCUUUUAUUCGACGCUUCAUCCACUUAAUUUGUCCUUUCUUUCCUCUUUCUCUCCUUUUCAUCUUCCUUUCAUAAUUUUCUCUACUUACUUGAAAAAUUAA
Acanthosepion pharaonis is the source of this 1902-nucleotide messenger RNA. NCBI's taxonomy places the organism in Eukaryota, Metazoa, Mollusca, Cephalopoda, Sepiida, Sepiidae. The record is from the annotation of a GenBank genome assembly.